Bursaphelenchus okinawaensis is the source of this 3902-nucleotide messenger RNA. The record is from the annotation of a GenBank genome assembly. Lineage: Eukaryota; Metazoa; Nematoda; Chromadorea; Rhabditida; Aphelenchoididae.
AUGUUGUUAUGCUCAUCGAUAGGGUCGAUCAGCUUGUUUGGCCUUUUAUCUGGCUUUACUUUGGCCGUUUCUUUGUUUACUUUCUUUGGAUUUGACGGUAUUUACAACACUGUUUUUGAUGAGGUAAGGUAUACAUGAUUAUAACUCUUUUUUAAAUUUAAAGUCUUUAUAAAAAUAUUUAAAUUUUUUAGCAAAACGUGCUGAAAGAAGAGAAUGACGGUCAAUUGACAAAGACGACUUUUUGGUGGACAAAACCGCCUGUCAAAACUUAUCAAGACUUUUAUUUUUUCAAUAUUAUGAAUCCAAUUGACGUGGAAUACUUUGGAGCGACUCCAGUCGUCCAAGAAGUUGGGCCUUUUGUUGUUAAGUAAGGUUUUAUUGUCAUCUUGAAAUGUUAAGGCUCUUAAUUACGCAUUUUAUAAUGGUCAUUCCGCUAGGCAUGAUCAUAUCACCGUUUUGAAAAUGUCUUUCUUAAGUUUAUAUAUAAUAAAUUGACGUCAAGGCUUUUUGAAAUGUACAAUUUUAAACUUAUGUCCUAUAUGCACCGUAUUUUACCAUUUUUUAGAAUUUGUAUCUUUAAAACAUUACUAAUUUUUCAAUUCUGUUAUAUAAUUUGCGUAUUUUACCUUUUUUUCCUAAAGCCUAUACCUUUUUGUGAUCUCAAAGUUGUUGUUUAAACUUAUAAAUUCCUUUCUGUAAUAAAAACCAAAAAAGAAACGAUGAUAACACGUUUUUAGGUGAUUAUUUAUACUAAAAGUAUUUGAUUAAGAUUAUACUAUAUUCAAAAAGGGAAUAAAAUGUUAGGUGCCGACAUAAAGAGCCCGCCAUACUUUGCCUGUAAUUUCCUGUAAAAAAUGGCGGGGUCUUUAUGUCGGCACCUAAUAAAAAAAUAAUUUAGGAACGUGAAUAUCAAAGACAACUUGACCUUUUCUGAAGAUGGAAACAAAGUUAAAUACCACAAUUACCGCACAUUCAUCUAUGACGAGGAGCUAAGUUGUGACACUUGCAAAUAUGACAGUCUGGUUCAGGUUCCCAAUCUGGUGGCUUUGGUAGGGAGCUUUUUGGGUUCGGGCAGGGGAGGGGAGAGAGGGGUGGAUUUUUGGGUUUGGCAAGGGCAGAGAAGUGGAAGUGAUAAUAAAAAGUGUUUUUGUAGGAGGUGGGGAGAGGGUAGUUUGUCAAGGCAAUUAUUUUUGAGGGGGGGGGUUUAAAAAUGCUCUAAAUUUUAAUUUAAAAAAAAUUGUAUUACAUUGUUCAAAAAUUCUGUGUUUCCUCUCAAAGUACAUUUUUCAGAGUUAGGGGCACAUAAUUAUUUGAACAACCUAAUAUGGCUAUUGAUCCAGUACCAACAGCUCUAUUGUUAAUAUUUCAGGGUACUUUAGGAGAGUUAGCCGAUCCUCGAUACGAAGUGCCAGAACAUAUUCAAUGGGCUAUUUCUUACCUCAUGAUAUUUGUUGGAGAAUAUCCUUUUGUGUAGGUGUUAUUUUUGUUUCCUUUAUAUAAUCUAAAUUUAAAAAAUUUUUUGAAUUUUUAUAUUAUGUAACAUAGGCUCUUGUUUUGAGCAACAAACGAAGGAUAGCCUUACUAAUCCUACUAUUAUAUUAAGAGGAGGCUCAUAAUUAUGUGAAAGACCUACUACAGUAUUCGAUUUCUCUAAUAUUUGAUUUGAAUUUAAAACCCUAAAUUUUAGUCAAGUUGAAGUAGGAAAACUCCUGUUCGACGGCUACAACGACGCCCUUCUAAGUGCGGCACAUUCAGAAUUGGUCAACUUUCUUCAAAAGUACGUGAAUAACAAAACAGUACCAGUACCAUUCCCCGAAAUGCACUACAUGGCCAUGUUUAAUGCCUACAACAACAGUCAUGACAGUGAGUACGAGGUGUACACGGGAAAGGAUGAUCCUGCCAAAAAAGGACAGAUCAUUAGCUGGAAUGGGCAGAAUUAUUUGCCGUUCAGCUGGUGGAACAACGAGACUACGGCUAGCGAUUUAAGGGGAACAGGUAGGGGAUUCUGAAGAUAAUUUUAAGUUUGAACAUUUAAUUUAAAAACUUAUUUUAAAAUAACAUUUAAAUUAGACCUUAUCAUCAUCGUAUUUUACUUAUUAGUGCAGGCAAAACAAGACAAUACUGUUGCUUUUAGACAGUGGUCAAUUUGCCCCUGCUCAUCUAACUCCUGACACGAUUGCUUCAAUGUUUCAAAGUUAUAUGUGUCGGUAUGUGUUUAACAUUUUUUUAAUUCUAACAAUAAAAGUACCUAACCUGUCCUGCUCAGAAUUCGCUUAAAAUUUUUAUAUGAAUUUUUAGCUGACAUCUGGAUUUUAAAAUUAAAAUAUUUGAGUUUUCCACCAAUUUGGCAAAUUUGGCAUUGUGUUUCAAGCACUUUUUUCGACUUUCCAGCCAAGCUACAAGUACAAAUUUAAAAAUGUAGCUCUAUUUAAAGGUUUUCUACUAGUAUAUCAAAGAAAAAUGAUUAAAAGUCAAAAAAUGAAAAAGUUAUAAGCUUGAGACACAAUGCCAACUUGGCGGGAAAUUUAAAAUGUAAUCUUUUAAUUUCGAUUUUCUCGAGAUUGACUGAAAAGCGUGAAUUAGUACGUCGCAGAAGAAAUUAUAUUUACAUGAUAUUUCUAUUAGGUUGUUCACUUAAUUCUGCGCCCCUUCUCUAAGCAGAUUUGUGGGGUACGGGGCGCAGAAUUAUGUGAACAACCUAAUAUAUAAAAAGUUUGAUGUCAGUCAGAGCGGGGCAGGUAGAUCAUUUUCCUUGUGAAUUACAAAAUAUGGUAAAAUACAGUGCAUGGUAUAAGUUUUAAAAUUCAUACUCUUCAAAGAAGUCUUGACUUCAAUUUAAAUCAAUUUUUAAAUUCAGUUAAAGAAAACUUUAUAGUUAUUUUUCAAAAUUAAAAAAUUAAAGUGAUAUUUCAGACAAUAAUUUCAGAUCCUUCAACCUGACCUACAAAAAAGACACAUCGGUUCAUGGUAUCAAAACCUAUCGAUUCGAAGGUAUUCCAGAAGACUUUGACACAACUUUGCCAGAGAACGCCGGGUUUCGAUAUGCAAAUUCAGAAGAAAUAAAUUAUUUUGAAAAUUGGCCAAACUGCGAUGGCUACGAACAAAACGAGAAUAUCACUGUCAAUUGUACACGGCCAGAGUUCUUUUGCGAUGAAAGGUGUAACGGCAGCAAAGUGGACAAUACUUAUCUAUUGCCUCCGGGCAUGUAUCCUGUCAAUUGCUAUCCAGGUAAGGAAUAAAGGAUUGUUGGCUGUAAAGAAAUUUUUUGGCAUUUUUUGGUUUCUAAAGAAAGUUAUUGCCAUUUUUAUGAAGAACGUUUUAGGCAGGCCACUAGAAACCCCGUUUCGUUUGUUGUUCAGUGCUCCACACUUUGCUGGUUCACCGAAACAAGUUCGAGAGUCCAUCAUUGGCUACAGGGAAAUGAACGAUGCUGGAACUGUGUUUUCUUUCGAUUAUGAACCUGUAAGUCAUUCUUCCUAAUUUUUGUUACUUUUAUAAUAUUUUUUUACAAUUAUAAACAUUAGAGAAAAAUUUUGAAAAGGGCCUAUUGGCGUAUUUUAAAAUAACCCUUUUACAAAGAUCACUUUUGCACAAUAGUAUAAACGGGAUUAAGAAGCCUUACAAAUGAAAGGCAGACUUAACAAGCCCUGAGACCGUCUCCCAUGUGGUCUAGUGGUUAGGAUUCGUGGUUUCAACCACGCGGCCCGGGUUAGUAAACCUGGUGAAGAAGUAUAAAUAUAUUUUUCAGAAAUCCGGAGUACCAUUAGCCCUGAACCUCCGUUUCCAAUUGUCGAUUCCGUUUGGCCGGAUGGAUAAGUUCGCUACGGUAAAACAGUUUCCAAACAAAUUAUUUCCAGUUUUCUGGACUGACAACCACAAUCAUUUGGAGCAAUAUGCAAUAG